Messenger RNA from Penicilliopsis zonata CBS 506.65, 1440 nucleotides. RefSeq lists its product as hypothetical. Gene Ontology annotation, molecular function: RNA methyltransferase activity; RNA binding. Bases 1 to 1440 code for a protein of 479 amino acids. The transcript has 2 exons. Lineage: Eukaryota; Fungi; Ascomycota; Eurotiomycetes; Eurotiales; Aspergillaceae. Gene Ontology annotation, cellular component: mitochondrion. Gene Ontology annotation, biological process: rRNA methylation. The record is from RefSeq and is a predicted model, not a curated record.
AUGUCCAGAUGCAGUGCAAAGAUGGCAGCCAGCAUCUUGUUUCCGUCUCGCCAGCUGCUUGCCCAUCUCGAGAAGGGCUCUAAUCCCCUGAAUUCUGUCCGGUAUGCCUCCCUGACCUCCGCCAUCAGCCGUGGUAUUCGGCGAUCACAGCCGCGGCCGUCAUUUCGCCCGUCACGAAGGUCUGCGGCGGACGAGGACCGGCCGAAGCGUGAGCCCCGGCCUCAGACGGGCCGGAGCAGUGAGAGGGAGAAGAGAUGGCCGAAGAAGGUGGACUUUGACGCUGCCGAGUUCGUGAAAAGCGGCCGCUUCGUGCCUGCCCGGAAAGAGAACCCCACGGCCAGCCCCGAGGCUGCUCACCGCAAGAAGCCAUCGAAAGAGGCUCCGAGGCAUCAUAGAGCCACGGACACGAUGCCGGAACGCAUCAGGACGAACGUGCGAGUGCCGGAAUCCAUCCCCUACUCGAGCCCGGCGUCGGAGUUCAUCUACGGGGCGAGUGCGAUUGAAGCCGCGCUGCGGUGCGGCCGCCGGAAACUGUGGAAGCUAUACCUAUACCAAGCUGCGGACGAGGAGCUGGGCGCGGCCAAAGUGGCUCUACGGAAGCUGGCGCUCACCAAGAACAUCCCCGUGAAGAUGGUGUUUGCAGGCUGGGACCGGCUGCUGGAUAAGAUGAGCGCGGGCCGGCCGCACAACGGCUGCGUGCUAGAGGCCUCCCCUUUACCCUGCCAACCCGUACGGAGCUUCGCGGCUGUACCCUCGACGGACGAGAGUCAUUUUUCAGUCGUGCUUGCCCCCCAGUCGCGCGAGGAGGCCGCCGUCAACGGGACGAACAGUCGGAUCGCGAUCGUGCGGCCCCAGUCUGCUUCUUCCCUGCCUCGCCCGCGCUACCCCUUUGCCUUGCUGCUGGACGGGGUGGUGGACCCGGGCAACGUGGGCGCCAUCAUCCGCUCAGCAUACUAUCUGGGCAUCGACGCGGUGAUCUUCGCUGGCCGAAACUCCGCGCCCCUCUCCCCCGUGACGAUCAAGGCGUCCGCCGGCGCUGCCGAGAACAUGACCCUGCUGCGCGUCUCCAACGAGGUGGCCUUCAUCCAAGAGUCUCGCGCCCAGGGCUGGAAAUUCUACGCCGCUGACGCCCCGCAGCAGGGCUCUGCCACCGUCGACCUCCUCCCCCUCUCCUCCGGUGCAGGCUCGGAUUCGCAGCAGGACCUGCUUGCUCAGUCCCCGACAGUCCUCAUGCUGGGCAGCGAGGGCACCGGCCUCUCCCACCAUAUCAAGUCUCACGCAGACGCCAUCGUGAGCAUUCCCGGCACCAGGCUCGCCUCGCCGCUAGGCGUCGACGCCGAUCCCGCUCGAGUCGACAGUCUGAACGUCAGCGUUGCUGCCGCUUUGCUUAUGGAUAAAUUCCUGGGCGGCCCUCUCCUCUCGCAAGUGCGCAGUAAAUGA